Molecule: messenger RNA, 1070 nt
Organism: Vicugna pacos (alpaca)
Lineage: Eukaryota; Metazoa; Chordata; Mammalia; Artiodactyla; Camelidae
Source: RefSeq, a predicted model, not a curated record
UUUCGCUUCCUGUCCACAGCUUCCGUCCUCUCAGUUCCCUCACGGCACCGACACCUGCUAGGGCUGAGCCUCCCUAGGCCCUGUCUAGCCUUAAAUCGGCCCUCGAUCCCUCCGGCUGCAGAAGUCUCUACCUUCAAUGAGAGGAAGGGUGGAUCCAGGUCUCUUGAGAACCGAGGGCUGAGGGCAUUGAGCCAACGCAUAGACCUGUCACCUCUGCCCUCGAAGACACUUGUGGCCUCCAUGCGGAGCCAAGAUGGGAAACAGAAACGAGGAAGAUUAUAACUUUGUCUUCAAGGUGGUGCUGAUCGGCGAGUCUGGUGUGGGGAAGACCAAUCUGCUGUCCCGAUUCACUCGCAAUGAGUUCAGCCACGACAGCCGCACCACCAUCGGGGUUGAGUUCUCCACCCGCACUGUCAUGCUGGGCACCGCCGCUGUCAAGGCUCAGAUCUGGGACACGGCUGGCUUGGAGCGGUACCGAGCCAUCACCUCGGCGUACUAUCGUGGUGCGGUGGGGGCCCUACUGGUGUUUGACCUAACCAAGCACCAGACCUACGCCGUGGUAGAGCGCUGGCUGAAGGAGCUCUACGACCACGCCGAGGCCACUAUCGUUGUCAUGCUCGUGGGUAACAAGAGUGACCUCAGCCAGGCCCGGGAGGUGCCCACUGACGAGGCCCGCAUGUUCGCUGCACUGCCCUCUGCCGUCUCAGAGAUCUUCGCAAAGGUGUCCAAGCAGAGGCAGAACAGCAGCCGGACCAGUGCCGUCACUCUGGGCAGUGCCCAGGCUGGGCAGGAGCUGGGCCCUGGUGAGAAGAGGGCCUGUUGCAUCAGCCUCUAACCUUAGCUAGCGCUGACCCUGUCCCCACUAGCUUUCUGGCGCGCCCCCCACCUCAGCCACCCCCAGCUCCAGGAGCUUUCCCUGCCCUGUGGUUCCAGAUGUCAGAGUGGCUGGUUCCCUGUUCACAGCCCCGCAGAGCUCUAAGGUCUUCAUGCCCCCGACCCACAUAUCUCUUAUUAUCUGUUUACCUCCUCACAGACUAGAGCCCUCAAAUAAAGCUGUGUUUUGUAUCAAU